This is a messenger RNA of Lathyrus sativus (Indian pea), 273 nucleotides long. Lineage: Eukaryota; Viridiplantae; Streptophyta; Magnoliopsida; Fabales; Fabaceae. The record is from the annotation of a GenBank genome assembly.
AUGUUGCAUGGAAAGUUUGACUGCAAAAUGAGCUGCUUUACUCCCAAAGUGCUGUCUGAUAUGAAUUACUUCCUCACUUGUUCUCCUAUCGUUCGAUCUAUGGCACUACAAACUUCAGCAACAUUGCUGGCAACAGCUGGUGAAAACCUGUCAUUUCCUACUCCUCCUCAAUCUGCUUGUAUUCAGAAGGGCCAAAACAAAGUCAUCCUCCCAAAAGAACACAACCUAGCAUCAAUGAAGUCUUGCCUGAACCAGUCUGUAUAUGUAACCUAG